AUGGAUAUAGAAGAAGCGCAAAAAGAGCUCUUGGCAUUCGUGAAAAACGAGAUUAGCGAUUGUCUUGUUCCAAAGGAAAUCGCUCCGAAGUUGUUGACAUUUCUGAGACAGGAUGAUGUUAACAAAGUCAUGGCUACGGAUUCAAACAAAGAUGCAUCUCUGCACCUCAUAGAAGCGAUGCUGAAAACAACUAGUCACGGCGGCUGGUUUUUUGAAUUUAUCAUAGCACUGAGAGAAACAGGGCAAGAAAAUGUGCUCAAUAUUCUCGAAAAACCAUUUGAUCCAGAACGAUCCUUGGCAAAUACGAUCCUGACACGAAAUCUGCAACUCUGGCUCGGCACUCUUAAAGAAAAAAUUCAAGUCGACAGCAGCCUUUUCAUGGCGUCAUUAAGAUCAGAUGGCGUAAUUUCGAUGGAAGACGAGGAGAACAUUAGAGCUGGGCGUGAAAGAUAUGGCCCGUCUCAUGCAGCAUGGGUCCUGUUGGAAAGGCUACACAAAAAGAAAGAAACCUGGUUUAUGUGCUUUCUCAAAGCAUUGGAUGAAAAUGGAGAUAAGUCACUGGUACGAGAUCUGUAUCCAGAUUAUUACAAGCAGCAACUAGAAAAUGACUAUGCCCCUCCCAAGAUUGCUUCAAAACUUGCAAUUGUCGAUGUUUCCGAGAAAUCCCCGAUUGCAACUAACACCCCUAUUGCCAAGAGACUGAAUAGCAAGGAAAACCUGGACAAUUCUCCACACGACACGCAAAGUCGACGUCAAGAUAACAUUCCCUCCACCAGUGGCGAAGAAGGUGAUAAAGAUGAAAAACACGAAAAUGAAAGAAGUGAGAAGGAAAUUGAAGAUGGAAAACAAGAACUACGCGAGUAUCAGAGAGAGCUUGCUGGCGACGCAUUAAGAGGCAACAAUGUGGUCGUGUGUGCUCCUACUGGCUGUGGUAAGACAAGGGUAUCCAUGCAUGUUGUGAAGAAUCACCUUAAGGAUACCGAGACAGGGACUUCGGCUUGUGCGGCACCAAGUGGACGGAGGGCGCGAAAAGUUGUUUUCAUGACGAAGACGGUUCCACUGGCACAACAACAAUAUGACAAUUUUAUAAGUUAUUUACCCGAUUACCAGACAUACAAGAUUUGUGGGGAUGACGAUGAAAGAGAGAUGUUGAACGAUUAUAUGCACCAAUACGAUAUCUUUGUUCUUACACCACAAAUCUUGGAGAACCAUUUAGAGAAGGAAAGUGUUAAAAUAAGCGACUUUUCCUUAUUCGUAUUUGACGAAUGUCACCACGCAACCAAGGAAGAUGUUUACAACAAAAUAAUGUAUCGCUACCGAAAGCUUAAACUACAAAAGGCAAAAGAUCUUCCCCAGAUUCUUGGUCUAACAGCAUCCCUGGGUGUUGGCAGAAGCAAAAACGACAAGGAAGCCCAAGAACAUAUCAAAGGCGUUCUGGCAAACCUUGAUUGUGCAGCGAUAGCAACUGUUGAGAAGAAUCUAGACGAACUGAAGAGAUUUGUCAGCUGUCCCGAGCAAGAAAUCUUUCCGGUUAACCUUCCAAAAGAGAACGAUCCUUUUGCCAAAGAUAUCAACACUAUCAUGAGAGGUAUAGAGGCCAAAAUGUUCAAAGAGCCAUUGGCUUGGUACGUUGAUGAUAUUCCGAAGAUACCGACGGAUCGAGCCAGCCAGACUUAUGAACAGUGGAUCGUAAAUCUGAAGAAAGUAAUGGCAGAGAAUACUGAUGAAAAUGAUGAAAAGUCUGUUCAAAUUGGCAGACUUGUAGAGAUUUGUACGACGUACUUAAGGGAAUACUACAGAGCAUUGGACAUACAUAAAACUGCCAGGAUCAAAGAUGCCCACAAAUAUCUUAUAAAAGCCAUGCGGGAGAUUAAAACUACAAUUGACAAGAACGAUAAUGAUGAAUACGAUUUACUCAAGCAGUACACCGAAGAAUAUUUACCAAAAUUCACUGAGUAUAGCAAAGAUUCAAGCUUCACGAAUCCCAAACUUGAACAGGUCAAAUCGAUUCUAUUGGGAGCAUUUCAAGAGAAAGGUGACAGCUCCAGAGGCAUUUUGUUCGUGAAGACAAGGGCGUCGACGAUAGCUCUUUAUGAUUGGAUAACAGAGGACGAGGACUUUGGGACAUUGGAUCCUCCUUUGAACCCUAGAAGAUUCACGGGAGCAGGAGCCAGAGAAGAGGAAGGAGGUCUCACACAAGCUGAUCAGGACGGGUAUAUUGAAGAGUUCAGAAAUGGAACAUGUAGAUUGCUUGUGGCAACGUCUGUCGCAGAGGAAGGUCUUGAUAUCCCAGAGUGCAACAUUGUUAUAAGAUAUGACUAUGUGACAAAUGAGAUAGCCAUGGUGCAGGCAAAAGGGCGAAACCGAGCCAAGGGUGGUACGACUUUCUUAGUUGGAGACACAAAGCAUACCAAGAAGGAAAGUCUAAAUUUGGUUCGAGAAGCAAUGAUGGGUCGCGCAAUCAAAGAAAUAAAAAAUAUUAAACGAGAAAGGUUAAAACGUGAAAUAGGAGAACUGCAAACGAAAGAUGUCAAAAUGCGUGAUUUGGAGCAGCUCCGCAUUCGAAGAACCAAGCGGCAAAAGAAACAAGGCGACUACAAAGUCAUUUGCGCAAAGUGCAAAGAAUUAGCGUUUUACAGCAGCGAUAUCCGCACUAUAAACGAAAAAUCGUAUGUUGUUGUAUCCAAAGAUAUACGGCAGAAAAUUGAAGAACGCCCGCAUAAAAGACAAGGCCAAGCCUGGGAUGGAAUACAGAAGAAAGCAAAGAUACACCACAAAGGACGUUGUGGAUUUGAUUGGGGCAUCAUGGCUACAUACAUGGGAAGUGAUUUGCCGAUGAUUAAGAUUGAGCAGUUCGUGGUUGUAUCUCCAAGUGGCGAAGAGCGAAAACGAUCAAGGAAAUGGAUAGACGUCCCGUUUCAAGUGCUCGAACUUGACAUCGAGAAAGAUUUCAUCCCCGAGAAUGAAAAUGACGAUGAAGUCGACGAGGAGCCUCCAAUAAAAGUGGAAGAGGAUUAGUUUAAAACACUAUAGGCUUAAUCUACUAAGAUUAACAUUAUCAAUAAUAUAAUCAAUAGGACAAAUCAAUGAAUUCUAUAUGCGUUUUGCUAGCUUGCUAGGGUAGUUGGGUCGAGUCAACUGAUAAGCACUUUACGCAGAACUUGAUACAAGAAUGGCACCAUUCUGUGGAAUCACAUGGCGCGUAGGACAAAAAGAAGAUUUCCUGUAAAAUGAGGCAAACAUAGCAGCCAUAAUCGAUGGUGUCGUUAUGAUUAGUCAGAAAAUUGUUGACAUUUUGGCGGAUGAACAGACUUCUAAUGACGUUGGCGAAUUUUAUGGCUUGUCACAUUUGCCAAAAAACAUUCUAUUUAUGCUUAAUCACCCUGAUAAUGCUAAGAAAAUAUUUUACACCUCUAGAAUUUUACGCAGCUGAUGAUCUUCACUUUUAAUGUUGAUUUGGAGCUAAUUAAAAUAGCCGUUCAGUUAAAACGAGACGUUGCAGAUUCGUUUUAUAGCUAUAACUAAACCCACAUACACAUGUCUUCAAUGCUUAUACAGUAUAUAUUGUGCCCAUACGUUAAUAUUUGGCCCAAAGGCCUGCAUGUAGUUGCUUGUAUAUGGACAUGGCCGCGUCUGUUAUAAAAUAAAUUAUUUAUUCAGAAGCUUUAUGACCAACCACUGGCCGUGCAUGGAACUAUGUUUCCCAAAUACAGAUAUCAGCUGCCGAAACUUGGUACGGAAUAUAAGCUGGGUACAGACUCAACUGUGACCUGCCCCCCCCCCCAAACCCCGUUCCAUCAGUCCAGAAGGCAUCAGUCUCAUGCAUGGCAGUGGAGAAUCAUACAGGCCUACUGAGUAGCAGCCUAUACAGUGCGUAUCAAAAAUAACGCAACAGAUUGUUAUCUUGGAAAAGCACAAAACCAGUGAUAACAGCAUUGAUUUCAUUCAAUGCACCAUAAAGCCUAGUUCAACAAGUUAAACCUAGUCUGGGCCUUAUUUCUUAUCUGAC
Owenia fusiformis is the source of this 4009-nucleotide messenger RNA. The record is from the annotation of a GenBank genome assembly. Lineage: Eukaryota; Metazoa; Annelida; Polychaeta; Sabellida; Oweniidae.